Pyrus x bretschneideri (Chinese white pear) is the source of this 1544-nucleotide messenger RNA. Its product is annotated as RGG repeats nuclear RNA binding protein A. The transcript is spliced from 7 exons. Gene Ontology annotation, cellular component: nucleus; cytoplasm. The coding region runs from base 193 to 1281 and encodes 362 amino acids. The record is from RefSeq and is a predicted model, not a curated record. Gene Ontology annotation, molecular function: RNA binding. Lineage: Eukaryota; Viridiplantae; Streptophyta; Magnoliopsida; Rosales; Rosaceae.
UCGCCACAACAUUCACCACCAAAUUUUCUCCCCAACUGUCCUUGCUCCUAAACAGCAAGCUCUAAACCCUAAAACUCCCGUAAGCAAUCUCGGAUUCAUGGAUUCGAAUAAUCAGUGAAGGGUUUCGUGGUUGCUUUUCAAAGUCGGUGGAAUUUUGUAGGGUAUUGAAUCGGCCUUUUCGGACCUGCAGAAAUGGCAACCGCGAACCCUUUCGAUCUCUUGGGCGAUGACGACAACGAGGACCCAAGUCAACUUCUCGCUGCUCAGCAGCAGAAGCUGCCGGUGGCGCAGCCCAAGAAGCCCCAGCAGGCCCAGCCUGCUCAGCCUGCUAAGCUUCCCUCCAAGCCACUCCCCCCUGCACAAUCUGUGAGGGAGGGAAAGUAUGAAGGUGGCCGUGGAGGUGGCCGUGGUGGUGGUGGUGGACGUGGGUUCAGUCGUGGCCGUGGUGGAGUUGGUGGUGGAUUUAAUAGAGAUCCAAUCAGCAAUGAGAACACCAAUGGUUUUUCUGGUGGCUACAGGCCAUCUGAAGAGGGAGAUGGGAAAGCUUCUGAAAGACGCGGGGGCUAUGGUGCGCCUCGUGGUUCCUUCCGUGGUGGGCGUCGUGGUGGUUACAACAAUGGUGAGGAUGGUGAGGGAGAACGCCCUCGGAGGGUAUUUGAUCGUCGCAGUGGUACAGGACGUGGGAAUGAUUUCAAACGUGAAGGGUCUGGUCGGGGGAAUUGGGGAACUCCCUCUGAUGACAUUGCACCGGAGACUGAGGAGCCUGGAACUGAAACUGAGAAGAAUGUUAGCGCUGAGAAGCAGUCGGGAGAGAAUGAGGCUGCUGAUGCCAAUAAGGAGGAUGCUGUUAAUGAGACAGAAGAGAAGGAGCCUGAGGAGAAGGAAAUGACUCUGGAAGAGUAUCAGAAGGUGCUUGAAGAGAAGAGGAAGGCUCUGCUUGCAUUGAAGACCGAGGAAAGAAAGGUUGAUGUGGACAAAGACUUGAAGGCCAUGCAGCUGCUUUCAAACAAGAAGGAAAAUGAUGAAAUAUUUAUCAAGCUGGGUUCGGAGAAGGAUAAGCGCAAAGAAGCUGCUGAGAAAGAAGAGAGAGCCAAGAAGUCUGUUAGCAUUAAUGAGUUUCUGAAGCCUGCUGAAGGCGAGAGGUACUAUGGUGGUCGUGGUCGAGGCCGUGGCCGUGGGCCAAGAGGUGGAUACAGUGGAGGACCUGGAGGUUACUCAAGCAAUGCGGCAGCACCCUCCAUUGGCGAUCCCGGCCAGUUCCCUUCCCUCGGCGGGAAAUGAGGCUCCCGCUUCUUCCAGCUCUAUGCUUUGAAUGCAUUGGGGGGUUUAUGUGAUGCCAUCAUCAGAAUGGCAAACCACCCCACAGGAGAAUAUUAAGAACUAUUUCGAUUAUCUAUGCGCUUUUUUGAGUGUAAAUUUUUAUGUCUUGGGACAGACCAGUCGUCAUGCAUCAGUUUUGAGUUGGAAUAGGUUAAGAACCGAGUGUUUUUCCGAAUCUACUCUUUUGCUUUACUUAAUUAGUUAUUAAUCUUUCUUGCUUCGAA